AGUAUUUCUGUAGUAGAAUUUUUUUUUUAAACUUUGAUAUAAAGUUUAAGAAAGGAAAACGUCUUUCUUCUGUAUUCUAGCUGAACUUCUUUCAUUCCAGAGAGUUCUUUCAUGUUUUAUCUAGUUUACUAUCAAAUUCUCUGUACAUUUAUAGCACAAAUUGUUAUAUUAAACCACGCACACCAAGUGUUUGUGAAAAUGGUUGUAAUGGCUGAUGAUCAGCUCCAUAUUUUUUUCUUUCCAUUGAUGGCGCACGGCCACAUAAUUCCUACUUUGGAUAUGGCCAAGUUGUUCGUUUCACAUGGUGCAAAGGCAACUAUUAUCACCACUCCUCUGAACUUACCCAUCUUCGUUCAAUCCAGUGAAAAAAUCAAACAUUUGGGGCUGGAAAUUUAUGUCAAAGCUAUCAGAUUCCCAGCAGUGGAAGCUGGUUUGCCUGAAGGAUGUGAAAGAAUGGAUCAAUUGACUUCUGAUGAUUUGGUACCCAAAUUCUUCAAGGCCACCACCAUGCUUCAACAACAACUAGAGCUAUUACUCCAUGAAUGUCAACCCAACGCUCUCGUUGCUGACAUGUUCUUCCCCUGGGCUACAGAAUCUGCUGCCAAAUUUGAUAUCCCAAGAUUGGUAUUUCAUGGGAUGGGCUUCUUUGCGCUUUGUGCUUUGGAGAACCUUAGGCAUUACAAGCCUCAGAAGAAUGUGUGUUCGGAUACAGAACCUUUCGUUGUCCCGAAUCUUCCCCAUAAGGUAAAGCUCACAAGGAUGAAAUUAGCUCCGUAUGAUCGAGAAGAAACAGAAAUGACUAAGUUUAUUGAACAAGUGAAGGAAUCCGAGUUGACAAGUUUUGGGGUUAUUGUCAAUAGCUUCUAUGAGCUUGAACCAGAUUAUGCUGAUUAUUACAGAAAGGUUUUGGGUAAAAGAGCAUGGCACGUUGGACCCUUUUUGCUCUGCAACAGAAAAAACGAAGAAAAAAUCCACAAAAGCGAUGAUGAACAUCAUGAGUGCUUGCAAUGGCUGGACACGAAGAAACAAAAUUCAGUAAUCUAUGUUUGUUUCGGGAGCAUGUCUAACUUUACUAAUUCCCAAAUUGAAGAAAUUGCAUUAGGCCUUGAAGCUUCAGAGCAAGAAUUCAUAUGGGUAAUUAGGAAAGGGGAGAUUCCAGACGGAUUCGAAGAACGAACAAAAGAAAAAGGAUUAAUCAUAAGAGGAUGGGCACCCCAAACGCUGAUUCUUGAUCACGAGGCUAUAGGAGCCUUUUUAACUCACUGUGGAUGGAAUUCGACACUUGAAGGCGUAUCAGCAGGGGUUCCAAUGGUGACUUGGCCUAUGUUUGCAGAGCAAUUCUUGAAUGAGCAAUUGAUAACUAAAGUACUAAAAAUAGGAGUGGCAGUUGGGGCAGAGGAAUGGAGCAUAGUGGUGGAUAAUGUGAAAAGUGAAGCAAUUACAAAGGCAGUGAAGUGUGUAAUGGUUGGGGAAGAAUCAAUGGAAAUGAGGAGGAGAGCAAAAGAAGUUACGAAAAUGGCGAACAAGGCUGUUGAAGAAGGUGGAUCAUCUUACAGUGAUUUGAAUGCACUGUUUCAAGAACUAAGAACCAUUAAUUUGCACAAGUAAAAUUAUAUAUAUAGUGAUUCAAACGGGUUUUAUGAAUGGUUUAAUUUGCAUAACGGAUUUUAUGAAUGGUUUAAUUUGCAUAGUUAGUUCGUAUUCGAAGAUAUCGAAUGAGCUUUUGGUAUCGAAACCAUGUAAUAUCGAAAAUCUGUUAUAAGUGGUACGAGGACAACUGCGCGGACUAACUUUGAACCACA
Messenger RNA from Solanum pennellii, 1802 nucleotides. Its product is annotated as scopoletin glucosyltransferase-like. The transcript is spliced from 2 exons. Gene Ontology annotation, molecular function: UDP-glycosyltransferase activity. Bases 112 to 1608 code for a protein of 498 amino acids. NCBI's taxonomy places the organism in Eukaryota, Viridiplantae, Streptophyta, Magnoliopsida, Solanales, Solanaceae. The record is from RefSeq and is a predicted model, not a curated record.